Molecule: messenger RNA, 1368 nt
Organism: Aspergillus chevalieri
Lineage: Eukaryota; Fungi; Ascomycota; Eurotiomycetes; Eurotiales; Aspergillaceae
Product: F-box protein
Exons: 2
Coding region: 1-1368 (455 amino acids)
Molecular function (GO): protein binding
Source: RefSeq, a predicted model, not a curated record
AUGGAUUUCACCCCAAUGGAUUAUACUAUAUCCACCCUACCCCGGGAAAUAUUCUGGAUGCUCCUGGAUUACUUAGAGCCCCGAGAUGUCAUCCGCUGUCGCAGUGUAUCUCGCUUCUGGAACAAAGCCUUCAGAGACCCUGCUAAUCUGGUUCCGUUAAUGCGGAAAUGGUUCCCGUUGGCGAAGGAAGUUCGGGAGCUAGUACAUAACCAAACUCUGGAUACUGAGUGUACGGACGUCGAUGAUGAUGGUGAUUACUGGCGCCCGACAUUCGACCGCAUAGCCUGCAGAUACGACCAUCUCGCUCGGGGCAAUCCCAGAUCGACCCAGAAGUUCAAACUGAGCGAUCACUUCGGCGCCUCUGGCGAGAGAAAAUGGUUCCCGGUGCAGCCGUGGGAAAACCAUGCUAGUCACUUGAUGCAGCGAGUUGACGAUUUAUUUUACGAGUCUUCAUGGACAUAUGAGGAUGGUCUGCUGGUGCUUCUAAGCGCUGAUGAUCGUUGUCUGGUGCUCGUGGACUUGGAGACGGAUAGGAGGUUCAUGGUCCCGCUUAUCAUCAGGGGGAAGGUGAUACGAAGAGUGCGUCUACAGAAACGGGUCCUUGUGGUUGAAUGGGCAGAGCCGAAAGCCUUCCACUGGCUGAAUGACUCGGACGGUGUACAUCGCCAUUUUGCUUCCUCGUUUGACGUAGAGGGAGAUUCGACCAGUGGGUGGAGAGUGAUACCCCGGAAUGAAUGGAAGAUUAUGUUCCUCGGCCACCCGCUCAGCGAACGAGAUCGAUUCUUUUCCUCCCACAGUAAAACCCAUUACGUGAUAUACAUAUGGCAGCCCAACCGCAGCUUAUACACUGCAGAUGAGGACGCACCCAUCGAAUCACUCAUGGUAUGGGAUAUCUCGAAACCAUCUUCAUAUCGACCAUCUCUAGACCCGACAGGCUGCCUACGAGUCCCCGGUCAAGACACCGGCCCGGAACAAGUCACCCGCCUGGGUUUCAGAGAACUAGGCUUUCUCUCCGUGCGACAGCGCGGCCUUCCAGCUAUCCAACGGCUAGAAGUCACAGGCGACGCGCAAGCAAUCGAAAUCACCGAGAACAUCUGCACAGGACCAAUGGACAGACUCGUUGGCCCGGCGGAAUGGACGUCAGAAGUGCAAAUCACCAGUAUCCCCUUAAUUGGCGAAGGACCCUGUCUGAGACGAACAUUAACAGAUGUUAAAUUCCCUCCCUAUCGUGGGAGCAACGGCUUACAAACAAAACCACUUGCUUUUGCUGCUUGCGAUGAGCCUUGGUAUACGAUCGUCUCGGAGACGAUUGAUGAACAAGCUCAAUGUGAGAACUCCGUCUUCGGAUGUUACUUUGAAGCCUGGUGA